ACGGGAAAACGCCGACCGUCACUUCCCGAAUAAUACAACACUGUAUGCACAUUUGAAAACUGACUCGUGAUAUCUCCUCUUUUGUUCUGCCUGCUCUGUUGCAGUGGGCUUGGUGAUGUGUUUUGACAAUAACUUGAGUUUUACCCACAGAAAUCAGGUAAUCUAUGCACUUAGAUGGAUUCAAGUCACUUCAAACUCCUAUUCUGAAACAAGAUAUUUCAGAAGGGGCCCUUGCUGUUUGUUGCUGGAAUCCACAGGCACACUCUCUGUGACAAAUGGAAAACCAAAAUUACCCUAUCAGGGACCCCAGGGGGGGCUCAUGUCCUCAUUUACCUCAUCUGGGAUCACAGGAGCAUCCUUUCUACCCACAUCCAUCCCAUGCAUUGGUCUCAGAAGCAUAUCCCAGCCUCUCCACUGGGUGCCUGCCACCUGUCUCACUGGCCCUGUCCCUGGCUGAGCUCCCCCACUUAGUGGCACAGGUUGGCCCUGAGGUGGCCAUUGCGGAGUCUCUGUGGACGGAGGGGCCCCACCUGAUGACCUCGGCACUGGGAGUCGAUAUUCCUGUUAAUGCUGUAAAGGUCCAGCCUGUGGAGGAGACAGCAGCACAUGCUGCAGGUUCAGCUGUGCCACUGGGGAAGGCCACAGAUGCCACCUCAUCUAGGCUGAAGGCCCAGCCUAGGAUGGAGUCUCUGACAGGCAUGGAAGUGUGGGAGAUCUUGACAACAAGGAGACACUUUGGAACGUUUCAGUUUGUGCACUUGAAUGUUGUGGAUGAUACUUCUCACAGACCCUAUGACCUGCAUGUGGUCCCUCGCAGCCAAGCUGGGAAUGAGCACUAUGUCUUUUCCCCCACCUCUGUGCUGCACGUGCGGGACGGCUGCUGUGUGGGCCUCUGCACUCUGGCCGAGUGGCAUCGGGAAGCCAGGCUGUGGGGGGCGCUACAGGACAUCCCCUUUUUCAGGGUCUUUAGGUUACGCAAGACUUUCUCCUGCUGGCGCAGGAGCAUACGACAGGGUAUUCUUCACUGCAGGCGCAAGAUGCUGCAAAAACAGCUGCUGAUGGCUGUGCCCCAGUUCAGAGAAGCACUUAUCCAGCUGAACAGGCUUAUUGAAGAGCUGAAGCAGGUGCACUGGUUACCUCAGGAUGCCUCCAGGACCUACACACUUUUGGAUUUCCAGAAUAUUCUCAGCAAGCAAAACCAUGAAUCACGGAGGAUGCUAGCAAAGCUCCUGAAAUAUCAAACUUUCAUACUGCACCUGGUUUGGGAGGAAAGCUAUGCAACAAAACGAGAUGUUCAGCUGCAUGUCGAACGUCUCCAUCUCCGCCAGGACAGCCAUUCCCUGCACCAUCAACAGGCACAACUGCGCAGCCUGCAGAAGGAGCUCGGUCAAGCCAAUCACAUGCUACAGCGACUCGGAAACAUGGCCACUCUGGCCAAUCAAAUGAUUGUCCAGAACCUUGUCACAAUCAUCUCUUCAGAGGUGAAAUCAUUUGUCAUCAAUGCCUUAAAGAGACAGCAGCCCCAGCAAGCCAGCCUUUUCCAGGCAGAGCUGAGGUUUGGGUCCUCGGGUCAGCUGACCCUCCAUCCACCUGUGCAUCUCUUCCAGGAGGCCCUGCAUAGCGCGGUGCUUUCUGUGGGCGACUCUGCCUUACAGGUUUUUGACAGCAGCAGAGAUUCUCCAGACUACAGCACUACUGGUCUCUCAGGAACCAAAGAGCCCAGUGCUUCCCUGGCUCCCAGUUUGGUGUUGCCAAAGCUUAACCCUCUGCAUGUGGAAGAGCAGAGCUUGGGAGAGCAGUACUAUCCACUGUUUGGGAAUCAGUUGGAAUGGCAGCUUAGCCUCAAAGCUGACACACAGCAAGCUGAGGGAAAACAGGCCAAAAUUACACAGGAGGCUCUGGUGGAAGUACUACAAAUGUGUGAAGAUUACUCCUGGCUGGUGGACAUCAAUUUGUUCACCAGCCAAUGGAGCAGAGCCAGGCUGGAGGCCCCGAGGUCUUGCGACCACUAUGGGCAGCAGGUCCUACAGGUGCGGUCAUGGCAGGAGAAGUUACUGUCUGUUCCUGCAUUCUACACCACCUCCAACAACCUGCUGACAGUCCACUUUUCCCACCUUCUGGAGAAUAUAGUGCCUGUGCUGAGCUCCAUUGAGGAGGACAUGUUGACCCUACUGGUAGGUGAGCUGAAGCAGCGGUCAGACAGCCUGAUAUCAGAGCUAAGCAAAGCUGUGGAGGACCUGAGGAUGGAGCCUACAGACCUCAGUGAUUAUACUCUCUAUGCCAGCAUGGUGAAGAGCUGCCAGAGAAUGUCCGAUGAUUUCGAGCAGCAGCUGGAGCAGCUGUGCUCCCUUCAGGAGACUCUUCGCCUGCAGUAUAGGGCUCUGAAUGCAGAGGAGACCCAGCUGGAGAAGCAGUUGCUGCACCUGUGGAAAAACUUUAAGCCCCUGCUAAAAAGGGCUUCAGAAAAACUGAACGGCCAUUUGCCUUUCCUGUCCAACACCCUGGACAGUACCUUCCACUCUCUGCUCCAAGAGCUCAAGGCUCUGCUAUCUAAGGCAACUUCAGGUCCAUAUCUGGAUCCCUCCCAAAAGGCCACCCUCAUGGUGUCCCAGCUGGACGCCAUCUGCAAGCACUUCUAUGUUGCAUCAGCACGCCUACAAGAGCUGAGCUGCAGCAGUGAGAUGCUCAGGGGGGAGCAACUGGACUUGAGCUUUGUGGAGGCAGCAAGGAUUAAGCUGGAGGCGCGCAAAGGAUUGUGGGAACUGCUGAGUGCCUGCACAGCUCAGAUCCAGGAGUGGAAACUUCUGAUGUUCGAGAAGUUUGUGGUACAGAGAGCCCAGGGGAGAGUCAGAGAAUGGCUGCAGCAGGCUGAGGAGAUGGCCAGGAGCAUCCUGCCCAGUGACGCUGUGCUCAGUAGUGCCCAGCAGCUCCUUCAGGGCUUCAGCCAGCAGCUCUCAAUGCUGGGCAACCUUAGCAGCCCCACAAUCAAGCACAAACACUGGAGGAACAUCCUGAAAGCAAUGGACCUUCUCUGCAUCACUGAGAGAGACUUGACUGUUGCCGUCUUCUUAUCCAAAAGGCUGUUGGAACACCAGGAUGAAAUCAGUAAAAUUUGUGGAGAAGCCAAGGCCGAAGCCAACAUGAGGGAGGCGUUUCAGGAGCUCAGGCGCCAUUGGGAGCAAACGCAGUUCUGUCUGACCAGCUUUAUUAUGACAGAGUGGGGGGAGGAGAAUCCAUGGAAGACUGUUCCCACCAGCCACAUUGAGCAGCCCGUAUCCUCCAUGUCCUGUGAUGGCGGCACAUUUACCAUAAUUGGUUGGGAGGACCUUCUGACUCAAACUGAAGACAGUGUGAUGACGUUGUCCACCAUGCUUAUGUCAGCACAUGUGGCAGAAUUUAGGCAAGAAGUGGAAUACUGGGUUCAGCUGCUGCAAGAGCUCGAUGAGCUGCUAGGUUUCUGGGAGAAGUAUCAGCAGAGAUGGGUCUUCCUGAGCAAAAUGUUUUAUGAGACAGGUGUAAACAUGCAGAAACCAGAUCUGGUUGAGAGGUUCUGUCAGGUUGAUAUGACAUACAGGGAGAUGGUUCAGACCAUAGCAACAGACCCCCAUGUGCUCAGCAUCGUGCAGCCGGUGGAUGUGAAAAGACAGGGACGCUUCCAAGGGCCAAGUCUGCUUGCAGUCUUUAUGGAGGGAUUGUCUGUCAUGGAAGGGAUCUGUAACCAGCUGCUUCUCCUCCUAAACUCACCACGUAAAGAAUUCCCUCGACUCUGCUUCCUCAGUGACGGGGAGGUGAACAAGCUUCUCUUCCUUCACCCCACGCCGUCCCUGUUACUUUCAACAGUGAGGAAAUGUUUCCGAGGUGUGUGCUGGCUGAAGGUUAAUGCCGGCAGCACCGAGAUUAUUCACCCUAAGGAGAUGGACAUUAAUAGUAGCAUUGCACUGACUAAUACACAGCUGAGGGUUUGGGGUGUAAUUGGACCUCUGGGGGAACAGGUGAGCUUUCUCCAGGUCCUGGAACCCAGUGUUGAUGCCGUGGUUUGGCUCAUCCAGCUGGAACAGCAGCUACAGUGUGCAAUGGUGCAGCUGACAUAUCAAUGUACAGCUGUGCAGGAGUCACCUGAGCCUUUAGCUAAAGAUAAAAUACUGGAAGAUGUACCUUCACCCAGUGGUCAAGGUUCACCCACUGGCCUCAGUAGGCAGGACAGAGGGCAGAAAUCAAAAGAAGCUGACAGGCUUACUUCAUUCUGGAACCUUCUAUUAGACUUUCCUCUGCAGUGUGUGCUCCUGGCAGAAGAAGUGUUAUGGCGCAGAGAGAUUGAGGAAGCUUUCCUGAACCCAGCGCCAAGUAAGAAAAUCAGUCUACGAACCCGUUAUACUGCGAAACUGAAAAUAUUAUGUCGCAUGAUCCAGAAUGGUUUUGCUGGCUUCGAUGGAAGAUUCCAGGAUUAUUACUGUACUACAGUGCUACAAGCUCUGAUUCUACUCGCCAUAAAGCAUAACCGUCAGAUUGAUGGGCUCCUGAAUCUAAAGGCCAACUUGGAGUCAUCUUUUGAGUGGCAUAAGCUAUUGAAAUAUCGAUUCAGUGUCGGGGAUCAAAGUGGGCAGAGUAAUUUAUCCAUGACUCAGGGGGAUAAUGAAUUAAAGAAGCAAUACUGCUUUGUGGACAUCUUGGAUUCCCAGUUCCCCUAUGGUUAUGAGUACCUGGGCCCAGAUCAAUGGAUUAUGGUUAAUACUCUGUCCUCAGACAGAGCGGCUAUGGGGAUCCUUCUCGCUCUGAGUACCUUCAGGUGUGCUUUUGUCAGUGGGCUCAGUAUGUCAGGGAAGAGUAAGACUGUGGCCCACCUUGGUGCAGCACUUGGGCAGCCAGUGGUCACUUUGCAGUGUUCCCAGACUACAGCUCCAGUGGUUAUUCUGAAUAUGCUUCUAGGUGCCCUGCAGACUGGAGCUUGGCUAGUGCUAGACGCUGUGGAUUCUUUGCUGCAGGGCACACUGUCUCUCCUGGGGCAACAUCUGUCUGAUAUUCAUGUGUCACUCUCAGCUAUGCAGGGCUUUGGUUGGUGUGAGCAUGCGUCUGAGGAGCUCCGCUGCUGGGGGCAGAUAUCGUUGGCAGGGAAUCCAGUUUCACCCAGAUUUGGCUAUGGCUGUGUGAUAAUUUCAUCAAGCCGUCACAUAUCUGAUGUUCCAGAGAAUUUUCGACUUGCCACUCGGCCCGUGUCCUUGGCUAAGCCGGACUACAGGCUCAUUGCUGAAGUGUCACUGACUGCCCUGGGAUUCUCAGAAUCUGCCUCGCUCAGCUGCUGCCUGGUCACUCUUUGUAGCCUUGCAAAGGAUUCACUCUGUUUCCCAGAAUUCCUCACUAAUGGUUCAUCAUCUUGGCUUCUUCUUCUGAAAAAAGUAAUUGAUGUUGCUGGAGUAUACCUGUAUCAGCUUUGCAAAGCCUGGCUAAACGACAAGGACAAUGUAAUCAGGGGGAAGCUGGGACAAGGGACGUACUUGUCAGGCACAGCUCUAAGACUGGAAGAGGAAACAGAAAGUGAGGGCAAAGAUCCACUUAUGGGCCACCUCAGAUGCAGCCGCCAGGCCUCUGCCCUUCUGCAUGCAGUAGUUGAGGAGCAGGCCGUCAUCAAAGGUGUAAAAUCUGUGCUCCUGUCAGCCAUAUCUGACCCCAGAAAGGCCUCGCACUUCUGCACCAUUUUUGAAGAGAUCUUCCAAGCUGCUGCCUGCCCUUCCCUUUAUUCACAGUACACAGAUGAGGCUGAGCUGGUCAUCCUCAGGACAGCAGUGAAUGAGGAGCUACAGGAAAGUGGCCUGCACCCUGAUCCCAUAAUGCUUUGCAAUGCAUUAUCACUGUAUCAGGCUCUGAAACGUGACCAAACAGUGUUAUUAGUGGGACACCCAGGAAGUGGCAAGACAAUGUGUUACAGAGCUCUGUCUGGAGCUCUAAGGAAGCUGGCAGCACAGUUUCAACAGGAUGUUAGUAGCGAGUGCAGGAGUUCUGAUAUGGAGCAGAAUUCCCCAAACUGGACGUCUGUUAACACAGUUCACAUAUUUCCUAAUAGCUUAUCCCACAAAGAAUUCUGGGGAAGCUGGAAUGAGGGGCAGGAUUGUUGGUGUGACGGGGCAUUCACGAAAGAGCUUAGAGAUUCAGAGUCACGAUGCUUCUCCAUCACCAGCCAGGUCCCGAAGGUAAAAUGGCUGGUUCUGGACGGGGAUCCUGUGGCUCAGCCGGGUUGGCUGGAUCCGUUCAGCACCAUAUGCAAUCCUGAAGAUCCUUUCCUGUCCCUUCCAACUGGAGAAAAGAUACGUCCAUCGCUAAGGGAACUAAAAAUUCUGGUGGAGGUGUCAAACCUGGAAAAUGCAUCGCCAUCAGUUAUCACACGCUGCAGCCAUGUAUACCACUCUGGGAAGGAAAUAUGGAGAGCUGUGUGGAAGGCAGAGCUGCAAGCCCUCUACAGGGAGCAGGGUCUCGACGAGGUGACUCUGAGGAUGUGGACCCGACUGUCAGAAGACUUGUUUGACAGCACCCUCAUCUUCCUGACACGCGAGGUGUCUGUGCUGCCUGAAGAUGGACAAGAAAAACUCAGCAGAGGGGUUGUGUAUGGGUUACAGGAAGUGAUGUCAUUUAUUAGAAUCCUCCAUGCAUUCUUGGUGCAUUUUGGGAAUGGCAGUACAUUGACACCCCAAACCUAUAAUAAUGAAGUGGCUGCACAUCCACAGUCCCCUGCAGAGCCGGUGGUAUCCUCUGGCCCACAGGAGCAGCAGAUGCGGAACCUCUUUGUUGUAGCCUACAUCUGGGGCUUUGGGGGACACCUGAAUCCCAGGUAUUGGCCCCGGUAUGAUGCUUUUGCCCGUGAAGCCCUAUACCAAAGCUGCUACAGGGUGGAGGUGCCUGCUGGGGGGCUGAUAUUUCACCAUUUUAUCAACUUUAAUGAGGGGCCCCAAUGGGAGGCCAGCACUGGUAUCUGUAGCACUGGGAAGAGAAGCCUACACCUUUCCUACCCUAUCAUCCCACAGUAUGAGAAGCAUGCCUUCCUGUUAGACCUGAUGCUAGAAGCCCGUCAGCCAGCACUUGUGAUAGGGGAGAAAGGAUCAGGAAAAACCACACUGUGCCGAUCCUUACUGAGCCGGGAACGACCACAUCGGCGCCUCCCUGCAAGCCCCUGCCUGACGACCGCUGACUUACGAGGAAUUCUGGAGAAUUUGGGAUGCCAGAAGACAAAACUGGAUAACAUGCCUGUCGGUGUUCAGAAAGUUGGAUGCCUGCUGUUUGUAGAUGAUCUACACAGUGCCCCUUGUGAUGAUUUUGGGACUUCUAUGGCUCUGGAGACACUGCGUCUCUCCAUGUCCAGAGGAGGUGUGCUGACCUCUAACGGCCUCCGUUUCAAGCUCUUCAGGUCAGGAGCUUUCAGCUACCUGGCUACCUGCAGCACACCUGGAAAGGACCACCUCAGCUAUGGUAGCAUCACGCCACGCUUAUCACGUCUCUUCUCCAUCUUUACGUUACCUGACCUGUCAGAAGAUGUCUUGUUCUCUAUACAUCAUCCCAGACUGCAGCCGUGGCUGAAAGAGGUCCAAAUCACGCCCCAUCUGAAAAACGUAUCUGCCUGCAUCAUUUCUGCAACUCUUGACCUGUACCAUCUUGUGCAAGAGAAAUUUCCCCGCAGCAUGGAAAGGCCCUACCUCAUGUUCUCCCCAUGUGACUUACAAAAGGUGUUUCUAGGGAUGUGCCUUUGGGGUCCACAAAGAUCUACCAGACAGCCGACCAGCAGCAUACACACGUCAAUCUCACAGUCCUCGUUCUAUUUACACCCCUUCACGAUGGCUACUCACGGGCCUUUAGCUGACUUGCUCACUAUUGUCCGCUUGUGGAUGCACGAGUGCUUGCGUACAUUCGGGGAUCGCCUCUGCUCUGAGCAGGAGAAAAAACUGCUGAUGUCGCUUAUAGUUCAAGUUUCUGAAGUGACCUUUGGUGAGCGGGAACCAUCCCAGCAUCCCGCAGGCAAACUGGGCACUGAGCCUAGCACUGUGUGUUCAGCCCCAGUUACGGAAAAAACACAUUUGAAGAAGAGUCCACGUGCUUCAGGCAAAUACAGAAACACACAAGGGGAAGAGUGGAUCUCAUCCAGCUCAGAGAUUGAGCAUGAAGACACUCAUGGCAACUCAAAGGAUUUCCCAUUUAAGGAAACCAAUUUUAGCUCCAGAGUCAGUUGCUUUCUAAGCAAGGAGGAACUACAGAGUGAAAAAUUCUCUAAGAGUUUUGAAAAUGAUAACGUUUCCCAAGGAAUAAAAGAAGAAAUGACGAAAGAUAUGAAGCUAAAAAACCUUGGGCUUCAACCAAACUUUGGACCAAUGUCUGAUGAUAUGUCAGACCCUUCAGUGUUAUGGCCUUCCCCCCCUAAACAGACUAAGCCACUGGACAAGUCUGAUUGGAAGAGAAGUUUUAAAUUGGUUGGCCAGUGUCCACAGAAAAGUGUCUUAAACCCAGUAACAGUGACUACACAAAAUCCCGCUCUUUGCUUGGUUCCUUUGGAUCUGCUCCGGGGCAUGGAGAUCACUGUCCAAGAUGCAGUCUUUAGCCCCGAGCUUUCUGAACAAGUGCAUUCCUCAGCUCAGCAGAACUUCAAAUAUAACACCGCAUACCUAGAGCGGGACCCAGGUAUACUGGACCAACAGCUGCGAAGAAUCAUGAAACUCAGAGUGGAGACGGAAUUAACUGAGCCAGGCAUCAGCUGCCAUGGUUAUGCUAUGUUCGGGCAGAGACUGCACCAGCUGGCACAUGUCCUCCGUGCCUUGCUCAUUCCUGGGGGGCAUGGUGCCUUGUUUGCAGCAGCAAAGGGCACAGGGCGCAGGACCAAUGUGCGACUCGCGGCCCAGCUAACAGGCUGCCGACUGCUGGAGGUUCAUGCUGGUAAUGAGGCAAUGUUACACCAGUUACUGAAGGAGGCUGCCACCCGCAGUGGGCUGCAUGGCAGUAAUGUGGUUCUAUUAGUGCAUGAUGAUGUCAGCCAGCCUAUCAGAGAUGAGAUUCUGUUAGCUAUGGCCAAUGGCAGCUUUCCGGACCUCCAUUCCAAUAAGGAACUGAAGAACAUGAUAAAGAAAAUCAAUGCAAAGAUAAUGAACUCAUGCAAUCAGCUGAGGGAAGAGGAAGGGCUAGCAAAAUUCUUUCAUCAGGUCGAACAAAACAUGCAUGUGUUCCUGAUCAUGCCUCUGGAGUCCAAAAUGUUGGAGCAAACUAGGAAACUCUUAUGGAGGUCCAUUGCCAGGGCCUUGGAGCUCUGCUGCUGUGUGGAGGUCUACCAGCCAUGGAGUACUCAGUCCUUAAUAGAGGUUGCUGCUCAUCACCUGAAGCAGAACAUACAGGCGUCUGAUUUGGGUGUCCAGGUGGACAGUGCUACCUGGCUGAGCUCAGUCCCCCUGAUCAUGGCAGGAAUUCACCAAUCAGGACUGGCGUACACAGAGACUCUGCUUCCGCAUAUGCACCUUUACAGCCCCCAGACACACGCACAGCUCAUGGAAAACUUCAUCUACUUAUGCAGACAUCUAUCUGAUAAGAUUAAGGAUGAGGCCAAGAAAAUGACCACAGUUCUAAGUCGUUUGAAGGACAUGAUGAACGAGGCUGAUCAGUACAGAGAGGACGUUCUGACGAUCAGAACCAAGUUGACUAAAGCACAACAGCUCCACAGCCACCUGCAGCAUGAGGUGAAGACGGCACAGGAGCUUUAUGAUCAGGCACGGCAGGACCGCCUGCUGGGGGAGGAGCAGCUGGCCGGCCUGGAGGGGCACAAACGGCGGGCAGAGCAGCAAGUGGAUGACGCCUUUCAGCAGGUGAGUCCUUUGUACCAAGCCGCCGUGCAGGCAGUGCGGUCUCUCAGCCAAUCAGACGUGAACGAGGUGCGACACUACAGGCAGCCCCCAGGCGGCGUCAUGCCCGUCAUGGAUGCCAUCUGCUUGCUGUUCGGCUGCCCCAGCGGCUGGGAGAGCAGCGUGCAGCUCAUGUGUCAGCCCAACUUCUUCCAGGAGCUGGCUGUCUAUGACCGGUCCAGGGUGCACGGCCAGCUGUUUGAGGCCCUGCAGCAGAUGGUAGAGCGGCCUGAGCUGCAGCCUGAGGCGGUGCGUGGCGUGAGCCGGGCCUGCGAGUCGCUGUGUCUCUGGGUACACGCUGUCUACCAGCACGCCUGCGUGCAGCGCCACAUGGCGCCACAGGAGGCGCACCGUGCUCAGCUGCGGGCCCGUCUGGCAGAAUGCCAGACCCAGCUGCAUCUGCUCCAAGUGCAAGAGGAAAGCGCUCACCGGCUGCUACGGGACUCAGAGAAGCGUCUGCGGGCUGCUGAGGAGGAAGGGGAGGAGCUUAAAGAAUGGCUGCACCAAUCAGAAAGCUGGGAGCAGGAAAAUGCUGCUGCCAUUCGCUGGCUGGAUCCGCAUAUUAAGGCCUGGAGAUCUGCGGCCGAGAGGACAGAGGAGGCUGGUAAGACAGCCCCAGGUGACGCUCUGAUCUUAGCCGCAGCUGUAACCUACCUGGGGCCUUUCGGGCCGGACGUGCGGUGCGAGCUGCUGGAGAAGUGGGGUGAGCUGUGCUGCUCAGGCUGGAUCAGCCCCACCCCUGAAGAUCCCAGGAGAGCGCCGCUCAGUCCUCCAGGGCCCGUCCCAGCAAACGCAGCUGGCUUUGUGCCCAUGCCAGUGGCCAGGGACGUGCUCCUCCCUCUGUCCCGAGCUGUGGGCGUAGCUCACGGGGCACAUCCGAGCUCCAAGCCCUGACUGCUGAUAAAAUUGCUGUUGUGGGGACACCGGGUCCAUUGUGCACGACACUGGCCCCUAAUGGCAGAUGUGCAGCAGCGCAACAAGCUCAGCUCAGCGGAUAAGGGAUGGACAGUUGGGUUCUUUAUGAAGGACUGCAGUGCUUGGGAUGGGAGGGGUUAUGAUUUAGUUGUUGAUGCUAAUGACCCCACCCUGCUGGACAAGAUAAGGCAGAGUGCAGAAAAAGGCAGUUCAGUGCUGGUCACACAUGUGGAACUGGCUCGUCCGUCCCCCGAGCUCCUGCGCCUCCUGCUGCGCCCCAGCAGCCGGGCCCCACCUCUGAGCUCACUUCCUCAGACUGUCCACCCCGAGUUCCACCUGGUCCUCAGUACCCCCUUGCCUGUGCAAGCUCUACAGCAUGAGAUCCACCCCUCGAUACUGGCCAAGGUGCAGGUGAUCGACUUCUCCCUGGGUGCGGCCGAGGUGCAGGACGUCCUCCUGAUGGAGAUGGUGCAGACCAAAUGCCCUGGGCUGUGGAAGCAGCGACGUCUCUUCUUAAGAGAUCAACAGGCUCUACUGGACAAACUGCAACAGGAAGAGACCUCCUUACUGGAGCACAUCCGUCAGUCAUUCAGCCCAGUGUUGCAGGACCUGCACUUCUGUCCCCUAGUGUCCACUUAUCAGAAUGCAGCCUCAGGCCUGCAGGCCGAGCUGGCGGAGGCGACCCUGGGGGUGGAGCGCCAUGAUGCCAUGCUCGCUGCCUUCCAUGGGGCAGCCAGGCUGGCAGCGGACCUCUAUCGGGCACUGCAGGAGGUCGCUCGCCUCUGCCCACUUUACCGCUUCCCGCUCUGUGACUUCCUGCAGGUGGUGAAGGAGGCCAUCGUCCUAAAUGAGCACCUGGAUGCAAACAGCGGAGGGCAGCUGCCAGCCGCCACGGUGAUGGCGGCGAUCACGGACUCGCUCGCGCGCCGCGUGCUGGGGCACUACCAGCCCCACCUCUUGCAAGACCAUGUGACCCUGCUGUGGCUGCUGGUGUCUGUAUCUCUUUGCCAGCACGACGAGGGCUCCUCUGAAGCUGAAAGGGUCGCCUUCCUCCAUGGACUGGCAACAGAGCCCUCACCUGAGGCUAAUGAGCCAAAAGCUCUGACUUCGCCCUGUCCCACUUGUGAACCAUCAUGGAUUCCUUUGCACACACACUCAAAGGUGCUCUGCCUGGAGAAGCUGCCCCCGUUCGCAGGUUUACUCUCCUCCCUGCAGGCGUAUCCUGAGCGAUGGCGGGAGUAUCUGCGCUUCCCAUCCUCCACAGUCAUGGGGCCCGUCCCGUUCUCGGCCUUCAGCCAGCUCUCCACCCUGCAGCGUGCUCUGCUCUGGAAGACCCUGCUCCCACACUGCCUGGCUGCCGUGGCGGACGACCUGGCAGCCUGCCUGCUGGGCCAGCCCGCUGGGGCCUCCUUCACGGGUGCUGCCCCAGAGAUGAUCUCCACCAUCCUAGAUAAAGCAGAGGACCCGAUCAUUCUCAUGCUACCAGGGCAGAAGGGACAGCCAUAUACUCACCCACUGCGCUGGCUGAACCAGGCUGCCCAGUGCCUGCCGGACAAAAAGGUGAACAUUCGAGUUGUUACCUUUGGAGGAAAGUGUCACAAGGAAGCUGUGCUUGCAGUACUGGAUGAGGCUGUCCAGAAAGGCCAUUGGCUGGUUUUUAACAAUUGUCAUUUACUGGACCAAUGGGAUGACGAUGUGGUGUACAGGCUAACUCAAUUAGUGUCCUGUACUGGUCAGGGUAACAUAACUGGUGUAAAGCAAGAAAAAAAUCUGAGCCCAAGCAGAGAUGGUAGCAGACUGGCGCAGCCAGGCUUCAGGCUGUGGUUUAUCUGCCAAGCCCAGGUUCCCUUCUCCAUACCAGUGGCAGUGAGGAUGAAUGCGACAUGUCUGGUGUGCAGUUCCCCGAGGGACCUGAAGGGGGUGCUAAGUUACUCACUGCAGCAGUCUGCCUCUGCCACUUGGGCUGCCUCUACUUCUUCAGAAGCUCUUCUGCAAUGUUCCAUCCUGCAUUCAGUACUACUGCAGCAUCAAAUAUACCUGGGUCAGGGACAUCACUAUAGCUGGGGAUCAAACCAUAUCUGCUGCUCGGAGAGCUUGAUGCAGCUCAAACUCAUAUCUUGCAUUAUUUAUGUGUUAUUCUCCUUGGUAGAAUCCUGGCAUCAGUUUUUUUCAGUUAGCAUUAUGUUCUUUGGUCUCCAUCCAAGUUGCAUUAAUGAGAAGCUUCCAUGCAGGACGCAGGAGGACUUGCUUGCGCUGCUGGGUGCCGAGGUCCAGAUUGCUGGCCGCCUUGCUGACCCAGCUGCUGUGCUGGAGUACAUAGCAGCUGCUUUAGUGUAUGGAGGACAGAUUGCAGACUUGGUGGAUUUGGAGACUGUGCAAAGCUUGGCCAGAGUCUGUGUCAGACCGUCGCCUUCUUCUCAGUGGGACAGUGGCCCCCUCUCUGAACUCUUCAAGAUAUCUGGGUGCUCUGGUUUGGCUGAGCAGCUGAAUGGACUGCUGGGCCAGGUUCAUGGCCUCCCCCACCACAGCGACCCCACACUGCUGGGCUUUACCUUCAGGCUGGACGUGGAGCUGGUGAAAGAGCAGAGCCACUCCCUGGACCUUCUCCUUCAGCAGCUGCCCGGCCCCUGGGACCACUUACCAAGGAGCAGGAUGGAAGGAGACGGCCCUCCAGGGUCUGAUCUGCAGCACGUCAGGGCCAGACUGCUGACCCUGAGGGACAUGCUGGACAGAAAGAGAAGCCAGAGACCUGUGGCCACCAGUGCAGUGUUCCAGCGUCCCCUGCGGCAUUUCCUUAAGCAGGAGAUGGACCGUCUUAUGGAGGUUGUAUCAUCACUACUUGCAGGUCUCACACACUCUCCCCAAAACAGCGCACAGGCCUCCCCGACUCCCACUCUUUUAGGCCUGUCCUGCGUGGAAAAGCAAGCAGAGCUACUCAGUGCCUACCUGCAGGAAGAAUCCAACUGCACUUACUGCCUCUCUGCGUUCAUCAACCCCCACGGCUUCCUAGCGGCCCUGGUUAGGGAAGGAAUCCGGGACAAGCAUGGCGACAUCAGCCAGGUCUUCCUGCACUUCCAGGUGCUCAGUGCUGUAGGGCUGCCAGACUCUGCUCCUGAUUCUGGGGCUUACUUAUGUGGUCUGGAACUGCAAGGAGCACAGUGGGCCACACAGCUGGGGGCCCUGCAAGGCACUUCCUCUUCAAAACGCUGCCCGUUUCCCAUCCUGUGGGUCCGACCUAAAAGCAGGGCUGUGAAGUCGAGCUGGUCUCAGGAUAACCCUCCCCCCAGUGUUCUGUCUUCCCUGCCCCUGUACCACUGCCCUCUCUACCUGGAGGGGGUGUCUGCGGACACUGGAAUGAGUUUGGAGAAGAAUAUAAUUGCACGAGUCCCUCUAGCAACCGAACUGGAUCCAGGGCUGUGUGCAGUGAGGCGGGUGAGGCUGAUAAGCUCUCUGCGACCCUCUGAGAGCUACAAGUUGUCACAGUGGCAUUAGCCCAUGGGGUUCCCAAACUUUUCAGCCCACAAUCUUCAAAUUAACAGUGCCAGAGACUCACGACCCCGUCCCUGUCCUGAUGGGCUCCCCUUCAGUAGAUGUUGAUCACCAGUUGAGAUUACAGUUAAUUUUUUUAAUAAACAUACUCUGGAAAUCAUCUCGCCUUUGCCCAUCAAAAACAGUGUACACUAUAUCAUAAAACUGGACCAAGAUUCAGUUCUAUAGGUUACUUAAAGUUAUUACAAGGUAAAUAAAAAUGACGAUUCAACUCAACAUUUUAGGAACAGUUCUUAUUUUUUUGCCAAACUGGCUCAAUAUAAAACAAUGUACAUAAAUAAAACCUUCCUCA
Molecule: messenger RNA, 14616 nt
Organism: Paramormyrops kingsleyae
Lineage: Eukaryota; Metazoa; Chordata; Actinopteri; Osteoglossiformes; Mormyridae
Source: RefSeq, a predicted model, not a curated record